Molecule: messenger RNA, 637 nt
Organism: Alternaria rosae
Lineage: Eukaryota; Fungi; Ascomycota; Dothideomycetes; Pleosporales; Pleosporaceae
Exons: 2
Coding region: 1-555 (184 amino acids)
Source: RefSeq, a predicted model, not a curated record
AUGGCCACCCCUGCCGCGAAACCGUUCCUAUUGGUAGAUGACUCCAAGCGCUAUGGCAAGCUUGAGAACUCCAAGUUUUUCGAGAACGCCAUGAAAUCAGAGUGGCGCACCGAUUCCACUAAGCCCAUUGAUAUGAGCACUACAGACCCGCAAACCUUCGAGUAUUAUUGCCAGUGGCUGUAUACAAGGCAAAUUGUGCGGCUGUACAACGUCUCCCCAUCAAACCAGCUAGCGCAUCUCUAUAUCCUCGAAGAACAUAUCAUGGACACAGUCUUCCAAGAUGUUAUUGUCGACACGUUCAUCCGACGAUACAAGGAAUUUCUUCUUGUGCCAGAUAAGUUGGCCAUCAAGAUUCUGUAUGCGGGAACUGCUAUCAAUUCACCCGUUCGUCGUCUCAUGGUAGACAUAUGGGCUUUUAGCACGGCUCCAGAUCACAAGUUCAAUGGCAUGACCAACCAGACGUGCAUCGAAUUCGUCAACGAUCUGAUUCCGGCGUUACUCGAGAGGCGACCGCUAGUCAAGAACGCCGCUAAAGUGGGACGGAACGUAGACUAGCAGGAAAGAUAUACCUUCACACCUACUAGCUACCAUAACUCAUUUCUCAAUACAGCCGAAGCAACGAUAUCAUACAGUGGAA